GGAGCAGCUGCAGCGGCGACAAGGAGCGGCGGCGGCGGCGGCGCUUUCUAUUCCACACCGCAUCAUAUUCACUCUUUACAAAUACAUCUAUAUAGAGAUAGAUAUAUAGGUAUAUUAAAAAAUAAUAAUAAUAAUAACCCACACGCACACACCCGUCAAAUACCGUCUUUUAACCGAGACAUUCAUUUAAAAGCCAAAAUGGUGGACCGCGAGCAGCUGGUUCAGAAAGCCAGGUUGGCCGAACAGGCUGAGCGAUAUGACGAUAUGGCAGCUGCCAUGAAAUCGGUGACAGAGCUGAACGAGGCACUGUCCAACGAAGAGCGCAACCUGCUCUCGGUGGCCUACAAGAACGUGGUGGGUGCACGGCGCUCAUCAUGGCGUGUCGUCUCCAGCAUUGAGCAGAAGACUUCAGCCGAUGGCAACGAGAAGAAGAUUGAGAUGGUGCGUGCCUAUCGUGAGAAGAUCGAGAAGGAGCUGGAGGCCGUUUGCCAAGAUGUGCUCAACCUGCUCGACAACUUCUUGAUCAAGAACUGCAGCGAGGCACAGCACGAGAGUAAGGUCUUUUACCUGAAGAUGAAGGGCGACUACUACCGCUACCUGGCUGAAGUCGCUACCGGAGAGAAGCGUGCCGCCGUAGUCGAGUCGUCUGAGAAGGCGUACAGCGAGGCACACGAGAUCAGCAAGGAGCACAUGCAGCCCACGCACCCCAUCCGUCUCGGCCUGGCGCUCAACUACUCCGUGUUCUACUAUGAGAUCCAGAACGCGCCCGAGCAGGCAUGCCAUCUGGCCAAGACGGCUUUCGACGACGCCAUCGCCGAGCUGGACACGCUCAACGAGGACUCCUACAAAGACUCAACCCUCAUCAUGCAGCUGCUGCGAGACAACUUGACACUCUGGACAAGCGACCAGCAGGACGACGAAGGCGGCGAAGUCAACAAUUAAAAACAGCGAGAGAGGGAGAGAGAUGAAGAGGCAGAAGAGGAGAAGACCCUCAAGAAUUACCCGUUUCCUAGCCGUAACACACAAGAAAACACGCGUGCUCACAAAAUAAAAGAAAAAUAAAAAGAAAAAUAAAAGCGUAAGUGAAAACAUUUUAUGAAAAGGGGGCCUGGUGGAAUGCUGGUAGCCAUGUUCAUUGGUGGUAUGGUACAACCGCAACUGCAGUUCUCUUUGAUUUCGUGAAAAUUAAACGGAUAAACAGAAUCUGAAAAGAAACCAAGUUUAACAAGAGGUAUACCUCUAAUUAAAAAACGCGGUUUUAAUGAAAAUCAUCACAAUAAAGGAAAAAAAAAAUCCCCUUUUCCUCGGUUGCCUGCGCAACAUUUACCAAAACGAUACUUUGAAGAAGAAAAACUUGUCAGUAAAUCAGGGAGUACAAGAUGACUAGGGUUGACUAGGGUUGAAACACACCCCAAACACUGGCAUAGGGACUGUUCUUGUAGUGAAACGUGAUGUCAAGCUGCUUAUUUAUAAGUGUGGAGUAAGGGUUUAGGAACUGUCAGGGGAAGACGUGUUAAAGCUUGAGCAAGAAAAAAAAAAGAAAAGACAAAAAAUAAUACGUGGAGAAAAAAAAACACAACAAACUUGAAUGUCAUAGCCUCGCAAAAGUACGAGUUUGCAAACAGGCUCCAGAGAGUUUGAAAGGAUUUCUUUUUUGUCUCUGUUAAACAUAUUUGUGGAUACUGAUGUGCACUCAACAGUCAGUCAGCCAUUUCUUUACAGCCGACGUGGCGAUUCAGAACGCUCCAUAAUAAUCGAAACAUCACUGUGGUUACAGGCUGCAGGUCUAUUAUCAAGGAACACUAGUUUAGGUAUACGGUAACCAAGUCCAGUUUUCCAGCCAUUAAAUACAAUGCUGUUUCCAUUGAUAGCUAAAACAAAUUGGUGUCCUUUCAGUGAAAACUGUUCUUAUUAUCAUUAUUAUUAUUAUUGAUAUCGUUUGGACAUUUAGGGUGUCAAGGGUGACCCGCACUAUAAAAAACACAGCUUUUAUUCAAUAUCAUUACAAAUAGUACCAUAAACCAAAACAUACACUAUCUAUCUAUCUAUCUAUCUAUCUAUCUAUCUAU
Molecule: messenger RNA, 2069 nt
Organism: Neoarius graeffei (lesser salmon catfish)
Lineage: Eukaryota; Metazoa; Chordata; Actinopteri; Siluriformes; Ariidae
Gene: ywhag1
Product: 3-monooxygenase/tryptophan 5-monooxygenase activation protein, gamma polypeptide 1
Exons: 2
Coding region: 199-942 (247 amino acids)
Biological process (GO): signal transduction
Cellular component (GO): cytoplasm
Molecular function (GO): protein kinase C binding
Source: RefSeq, a predicted model, not a curated record